Pistacia vera is the source of this 1253-nucleotide messenger RNA. Its product is annotated as chaperone protein dnaJ 50. Lineage: Eukaryota; Viridiplantae; Streptophyta; Magnoliopsida; Sapindales; Anacardiaceae. Gene Ontology annotation, biological process: protein folding. The coding region runs from base 55 to 957 and encodes 300 amino acids. Gene Ontology annotation, cellular component: endoplasmic reticulum membrane. The transcript has 10 exons. The record is from RefSeq and is a predicted model, not a curated record.
UCAGUUUUUGAACUGACAUUUGGAACAUUUCCAGAAGAAAACAGAGCAGAGACGAUGGUGCCACCGGUUCCGAUUCCUUGGCACACAGUCAUUUUAUGUCUCAUGCUGUUAUUUCUUAUCUCUCCAUCAUUCGCCAUUUACUGCGACGAGGAAGAUUGCUACGAUCUACUGGGGGUGUCUCAAAAUGCAAAUGCAUCUGAAAUCAAAAAAGCUUACUAUAAGCUCUCUUUGAAAUAUCAUCCCGAUAAAAACCCGGAUCCGGAAUCAAGGAAGUUGUUCGUGAAAAUUGCAAAUGCUUAUGAGAUUUUAAAAGAUGAAGCCACAAGGGAGCAGUAUGAUUAUGCAAUUGCACAUCCAGAAGAGGUAUUUUACAAUACAGCUCGUUACUAUCGUGCUUAUUAUGGACACAAGACGGAUCCUCGUGCUGUGUUGGUUGGUCUUCUUCUGAUUCUCUCAGGAUUUCAGUAUCUAAAUCAAUGGACGAGGUAUAAUCAGGCUGUAGCCACGGUCAAGAAGACACCAGCUUACAGAAAUAGACUGCGGGCACUGGAACUUGAACGUAGUGGGGGUAUCACAAAUAAGAAGAAGGGGAACAAGCAAAUGGACAAGAAAACGGAGGAAGACCUCAGCAAAGAACUUGAUCUGCAGAUAAAGGGAGCUGAAAAACCCUCCGUCUGGGAACUUAUUGGUGUCCGUUUUGUCCUCCUACCUUAUACUAUUUCCAAGCUGUUGUUGUGGUCUGGGCAUUGGUACUGCAGAUACAACAUGAAAAAAGCUCCAUAUUCUUGGGAAGAUGCUUCUUACCUGACUCAAAAAUCCCUUGCAGUUGGUCUUGAUGCUUGGAUGAGUAUUGAUGAAUCAACUAAGGAAGAUCUUGUUCGGAGACGUUUAUGGGAGAAAUCCAACUUGGAGACUUACAUGGCAGAAAUACGUAAAGAAUCUAAGCGCAGAAGAUAGUAAAUUUUGUUGAUUGCUAUCACAUGCUUCAUGAAAACCGAUUGAAUGGGUUUUUGGUCGAAAAAGGGAUGUCAAAUGUCCCAAAUGUUUGGAGCCUGCAAGUCCCGUGCCAGUAAGGUGGAUUUGGUCAACAAAUUUUGGUUUGGAGCAGACAUGAGUUUGAAUCCCUUGACCCAAAUUUAUUGUGGGGCAUGAAUGGGGAUAUUAACUUUCACGGUUUCACGCCGUCCCACUCCCAUCUCACCUGGCAAAUUUAUAUAUUACACACAGACAUAUAUAUAUAUAUACAUGUUAGA